Raphanus sativus (radish) is the source of this 603-nucleotide messenger RNA. RefSeq lists its product as uncharacterized. The transcript is spliced from 3 exons. The record is from RefSeq and is a predicted model, not a curated record. The coding region runs from base 1 to 492 and encodes 163 amino acids. NCBI's taxonomy places the organism in Eukaryota, Viridiplantae, Streptophyta, Magnoliopsida, Brassicales, Brassicaceae.
AUGGCAUCUUUCUUGGAGAAGGCCACUUCUGCUUUUAACGAAGCGAAAGAAUCGGCUACAUCCAGUGCAGAAUCCGUCAGUGCCUCUCUAACUGAUGUUCAGAAAACCGUUGCAGCCUCCACUGAGACGGUUAAGACCGACUCUGCAACAGCACCAGAGAAAGUGUUUGAUGGGUCUACGCAGACAAGAGAUGCAGUAGAGGACAAUGCUACGACAAGAGAUACUGAAGGAGCCAAAUCUUUGCUUCAUGUUUUUGAUGAGAAAAGGGCUGAAGUUUCGUCCAAGCUCGUUGGAGCUGUUACCAAUGCUUCUGAUGGAGCAUCGAGCAACACCACCGUGGCAAGCCGAGAACUCCUUGUAUCCACAGACAAUCAGCCUUUGUUAGCCACGGGUGAUCACGGGGUUGAGACGACGACGUGUUGGAAGGAAUGUUGUGGAGUUCUUGAACUUAUGGCGGCAGCUAACACGAGAAAUGGAGCACCUAGAAGAUGAAAAAGCAUUCGAAGAACGAACUUAUCAUGUUAUAACGUUUGAUUAUUUAUCUAUUAUUAUUAUUAUUAUUAUUUUUGAGAUUGUGUAUGUCUAUCUUUGUUUUUUCUUUUG